CCCGCGCCUCCCACGGCCCCCUCCGGCCCAACCCGCCAAGUUCCAAGAGCUCCCAGUCGAGCGUGCGCCGGCAACCAGCACUGCCCUGGCAGCACACGAGCCAGCCUGCGGCGCGCCCUGGAGAGGUUCCUGAGAUACCCACGGCUCUGGGACUUUGAAAGGGCAGUUGAGGAGCCCCGAGCGCACAAGUGAUCGAGCCAAGCGCUCCUCCCGGCACCUGUUCGCCCGGCGCCACCGCCACCCGGGUCCCCACCUCUCCGAUCCUCGCCUCCCAGGCUCCGGAGUGCUCCCGGAAUGAAUUCAGCGCUGGGCAACCAGACCGACGUGGCCGGCCUGUUCCUGGCCAACAGUAGCGAUGCUCUGGAGCGCGCGGUGCGCUGCUGUACACAGGCGUCGGUGGUGACCGACGAUGGCUUCGCCGAGGGCGGCCCCGACGAGCGCAGCCUCUACAUCAUGCGCGUGGUGCAGAUAGCAGUCAUGUGCGUGCUCUCGCUCACUGUGGUCUUCGGCAUCUUCUUCCUCGGAUGCAACCUGCUCAUCAAGUCCGAAGGCAUGAUCAACUUCCUGGUGAAGGACCGGAGGCCGUCUAAAGAGGUCGAGGCGGUGGUCGUGGGGCCCUACUGAGUGGCCCUCGGGUCGCCCACAGCGUGUGCCCCCAGCACCUCCGGGACUCCGCCAGCCGCGAUGCACCCCUCACCAUCACGGACCGAGCAAAGCAAACCUGUCGGAGUCAGUUUUUUUUCUCUCUUGACUUCUGCCUUUUGGGGAAAAGUGACCGAUUUCUGAUGGCUCUCCGAAAGGCCCCGAGCAAGACUCGAGUGGAGGAGCGCCCAGACUUCGGGACUCAGCAGCAGGUGGCAAAAGAGGGCGAUUAGGGACCAGAACUUUGGGAGUGGCUGCUGGGUUGGGAUGCGGGGAGAUGGACCUGGGGAAGGCCCCUUUCCACCUGCAGAUGGGCCUGGCACUGGGGACAGCUGGAGAGGCAGACAAAGGCGGGGUGUGGGCGUGGGUGGGUAUCCAGAGGCACCAGUAGCCCGGUGACGGGAGAAGUGACCUGUUUAUACACCACGCUGAAGAUCUAAUGGGAACAUAGAUGCCUGUGGGCUUUGCGUCCUGCUAGGAGAGUGGAACUUUGAUCGAUAGUAACCUGUGGUUUUAAGGGGUUUGUGUUAGUUUGCUUGAAUACAAAUAUUUGAUAAGUCUUUUAUGCCCUAGUGGCCUGUUUGCCUGCCUGCGGGUUAGAGUUUUUGUCAUCCUGGGAGAAGGGUGGGGGGAGGGGAGCCUGAGACUGUGAAUAGGGUCCAGUGCUUUCUUUUAGUGCGUUUCCUGCCGGGUCUCUUGGAGAGGCUAGCGCUCCAGCUCAGCCCGGGCCGGAGAUGCGCAGUAGAAUUCUUAGCUCGUGUCUGCACGGUUUUCGCCACAAAAGUGCUCUUGAUAUCCGUGACACCGUUUGACUUUUUUCUUAUUUAACAUUUCCUUAAUAAAUGCAACAUUUAAGUGUUUUGUUUCUGGCCUCCUGGUAGUCACUCU
Molecule: messenger RNA, 1530 nt
Organism: Psammomys obesus (fat sand rat)
Lineage: Eukaryota; Metazoa; Chordata; Mammalia; Rodentia; Muridae
Gene: Rprm
Product: reprimo, TP53 dependent G2 arrest mediator homolog
Exons: 1
Coding region: 295-624 (109 amino acids)
Biological process (GO): regulation of mitotic cell cycle
Cellular component (GO): cytoplasm
Source: RefSeq, a predicted model, not a curated record